Molecule: messenger RNA, 2160 nt
Organism: Acanthoscelides obtectus
Lineage: Eukaryota; Metazoa; Arthropoda; Insecta; Coleoptera; Chrysomelidae
Source: the annotation of a GenBank genome assembly
GUGCCAAAAAUGUGAAGCAGUGGUUGUUUACUCAGGCGGCAAGCUUCUUUGACGAUGGCAUACAAAAGCAGGUCUCAAGAUACGAUAAAUGCCUCAAUUGUAAUGGGAAUUACGUAGGAAAGUAGAGUAAAAUAUGGCCUUUCAAGUGAAUAAAUUAUUUUUGGACAAAAUUUACUUGUUGUUCUUUUAGGUCAAAACGGUACUUACUUUAAAAACACGCCUCGUACAUAAAAUAAGGGUCAUGUCUUGAGAUAAGAAUUCAAGUGUUUGUCAAAUAAUGUUUCGUAAAUCUAUUUACAUUAUAAGGCGCGAAUUACACUGAAAAGGCGUAAGGUGAAGGCGCGGCGCAGACGCAGAGCAGGCGUGGCACAGAUAAGGCACGGAUGCGAUUUAAAUUAUAUCAAAGAGGCGAAGAGAUGGCACAACAAGUCAUUACAUAGGGUGACUUUAUCGUGAUAGCAUGUCUUCCUCUUCAGACGACGAAGAUGCGUUGGCUUUGCUGCAACUCAUUAAUGUGCAGAGACACCGAAGAUAUUGGGUGCACCCUGUGUGGAGAAUGUCACAAGAGCAUAGAUAUUUUAAAAUGAUGGAAAAAUUAUGCGAAUAUCCUGAUCGUUUUCCUACAGUGUAUAAAAUGUCACUAGAAUGUUUCCACAUUGUAUUGUCGAAAGUGAGACACGGUCUUCAGAAGAAGCAUACAAAUUGGAGAGAACCGAUCUGUCCUGAAGAAAGACUAUUGAUAACAUUAAGGGUGAAGUAUUCGUGCGCUGUCUUAUUAACAUCACUUCUACGAAUCUGUUUAUUUUUUGGUGGCGGCUGUGUAUGUUGUGGCGUGAUAAAAUCAGUCGCCUGCCGUUCACCUGCAGAUACUAUGCAGAUGGAUGUUCGUUUAAAUCGCUUUCUACAUAUGUUCAGAGAGGCAGCACUACCGUUCAAAAAAUCGUACAAGAAACUUCACGUGUACUGUGGGAAUAUUUACAGCCGGAAUAUAUGCCAAUACCUACAACACAAAAAUGGCUUGAAGUUGCUCAACGUUUUUACACUUUAUGGAAUUUACCAAAUUGAGUAGGAAGUAUAGACGGAAAGCAUAUAAGAAUUAAAGCACCCAAAAAUUCUGGCUCAGCUUACAUAAACUAUAAAGGAUAUUUCUCUAUCGUAUUGAUGGCAGUAGUAGAUGCAGAUGGAAUGUUUUUAAUUAUAGAUGUCGGCGAAUAUGGCCGAAACAGUGACGGGCGUGCAUUCCAAGUUAGUUACUUUGGGCAAGCUAUGGAACAAGGAAACCUCAAUUUACCACACCCUACUCCAUUGCCUGGAGAAACGAAUAUGGUGCCCUAUUAUUUUAUUGCUGAUGAAGCUUUUCCUCUGAAGAAAAACUUAAUGAAACCGUAUGGCCGAAAUCAGUUAACAAAUGAGAGAAGAGCAUUUAAUAACAGAUUGUCAAGGGCACGAAAAUCAGUGGAAUGUGCCUUUGGUAUGAUAAGGACUAAAUUUAGCGUCCUUAGCACAUCUGUUUGCUGCGAUCCAGAAAAUGCCGAUAGCAUUAUAAAAGCUAUGAGCGUUUUGCAUAAUGUUAUCCGCAAAUAUGAUGGGAAACUCGUGGUUCCACGUUUUAAUAACAGUUUAAUAGGAACAAACAUCAACGUGCAACAAACAAGGGAAGAUCCUAAAAUCAUCAGAGAAUAUCUUACAACAUACAUGACAACUCGAUCUCCGAUUCCAUUUCAAAAUAGACAUAAUUAAUAAAUAAAAAUAAAGUACUUACCUGUUGCACCUGGUUUUAAUCCUAUUUCUCUCCAUAUUUUGUCUUGUAUAUUUUUAUUAGAGUACUCCGGCUUAUUAUAAUCGUAAAGAGCUGGAUAUUGUUCAACUAUCUCGCAGAACUGUAAGUUAAAUUCACUAUCGUCACGCAUUUUUGCUCCUCCUGUAUAACAAACAACGUAUUGCUUGCGCAGCACUCCAGUCGCGACUGCUAGCGACGCGGAACAGGUGACGAAACGACGUGCCUGCGCCACGCCGCUUGAGUAUAAUUCACAACGUGUCGCCUACCUACAUUUUGUAUUGAAAACCUUUGAAGCGCCAAGAUGCCUGCGCCGCGCCUUCACCUUACGCCUUUUCAGUGUAAUUCGCGCCUAAGAGCAGCGGAAAUGGAUGGGAAGGUGU